Molecule: messenger RNA, 3489 nt
Organism: Oncorhynchus keta (chum salmon)
Lineage: Eukaryota; Metazoa; Chordata; Actinopteri; Salmoniformes; Salmonidae
Product: dynein light chain Tctex-type 5
Exons: 2
Coding region: 120-830 (236 amino acids)
Biological process (GO): microtubule-based movement
Cellular component (GO): cytoplasmic dynein complex; cytoplasm
Molecular function (GO): dynein intermediate chain binding
Source: RefSeq, a predicted model, not a curated record
GAUAACUUUCCUUAGCAUGCAGAGGAGUCACAAAGCAGUGUCUGAGUCACAAAGCGUUUGCGGGAGAGUUGAUCAUCAUACAGUAGUCUCUCCGGUGAUUUUAAAAGGUUUGGCUCGAAAUGACGACCCAGCAGCCCCCUCUCUCCCAGGAGAUUCUGGCUCAGUGUAACCAGCAGGCCAUGGAACCAUGGGGCUCCCGGAAGCUUCGCCAGAGCCGCCAAGGCUCCAUCUCCACCCUCCGCAGCUCCCUGUCUAGGGACCAACAGCAGCAGCAGCAUCCCCGGUACCCUCUUCUACUCCCAAGGGGCUUCCUCCCUAUCGAGUCCUCAUCCAGGAGGCCCAAUAUCAGCAACCCAAACUCCCCUUUCAUACGCCGGGACUUGGUCGCCCUGACCAAGCGUUUUUCUUUUGGCGGUUGGCUUCAGGGCAGUCGGGCCAGUUUCUCUGGGUUGCCCCUCCAUCAGCCUGUCCAGCUAGAGAACACCUAUAAGACUGAACCAGAGAAGGGAUGUCUUUUUAAAGCCAGUAAGGUCCAGAAGCUUGUGCAAGCCAUGCUGGAUAGUUAUCUGGAUGGGGCCAGCUAUAACGCAGCCUCAGGCAGCCAUCUUAGCCAGAUUCUGUCAGACAUGGUGAAGAGCAAAGUGAAAGAGAUGAGUCCUCCGCGGUACAAGCUGGUGUGUCAGGUGGUGGUGGGGCAGAACAGGAACCAGGAUCUACGAGUGGCCAGUCGCUGUCUUUGGGACUCGCAACAUGAUGACUUUGCAGUUGCCAUGUUCCAAAACCAUUCUCUUUUCACAUUGGUCAUAGUCCAUGGAGUUUAUUGUGAGUGAGUCGUACGCACUGGCAACUGAACAAAAAUAUAAAUGCAACAUGUAAAGUUAUGGUCCUAUGAUUCAUGAGCUGAAACAAAAGCUCCCAGAAAUGGUCCAUAGGCACAAAAAGUUUAUUUCUCUCAAAUUUUGUGCACAAAUUUGUUGACAUCGUUGUGAGCAUUUGCCAAGUUAAUCCAUCCACCUGAUAGGAGUGGCAUAUCAAUAAGCAGAUUAAAAAGCAUGAUUGUUACUCAGGUGAACCUUGUCCUGGGGACAAAAAAAGGCCACUAAAAGUUUUCUCACGUCUCAGAGUGUACCAUGGUGGCGGUGGGGUUAUGUUAUGGGCAGGCAUAAGCUACGGACAACGAACAAAAUUGCAUUUUAUCAAUGGCAAUUUGAAUGCACAGAGAUACCGGGACAAGAUCGAGGCCCAUUGUCGUGCCAUUCAUCUGCCAUCACCUCAUGUUUCACCAUGAUAAUGCACUGUUCCAUGUCGCAAGGAUAUAUUCACAAUUCCUGGAAGCUGAAAAUGUCUAUUCUUCCACAGCCUCCAUAAUCACCAAACAUGUCAACAAUUGAGCAUGUUUGGGAUACUCUGGAUUGACGUGUACGUGUUCCAGGUCCCGCCAAUAUCCAGCAACUUUGCACAGCCAUUGAAAAGGAACAGGACGAAGUAUGCGAAGUAGACGGGUCACGCUGCAUGAGGCAAAUGGUCACACCAGAAACUGACUGGUUCUCUGAUUUGCACCCCUACUUUUAUGUUUUUUUUAUUUUAAAGGUACAAUUGAAGUCAGAAGUUUACAUACACCUUAGCCAAAUACAUUUGAACUCAGUUUUUCACAAUUCCUGACAUUUAAUCCAAGUAAGAAUUCCCUGUCUUAGAUCAGUUAGGAUCACUACUUUAUUUUAAGAAUGUGAAAUGUCAGAAUAAUAAUAAAGAGAAUGAUUAAGCUCAGCUUGUAUUUCUUUCAUCACAUUCCUAGUGGGUCAGAAGUUUACAUACACUCAAUUAGUAUUUGGUAGCAUUGCCUUUAGAUUGUUUAACUUGGGGUCAAACGUUUCGGGUAGCCUUCCACAAGUUUCACACAAUAAGUUGGGUGAAUUUUGGCCCAUUCCUCCUGACAGAGCGGGUGUAAAUGAGUCAGGUUCGUAGGCCUCCUUGCUCACACACGCUUUUUCAGUUAUGCCCACAAAAUUUCAAUAAGAUUGAGGUCAGGGCUUUGUGAUGGCCACUCUAAUACCUUGACUUUGUUGUCCUUAAGCCAUUUUGCCAUUUGCAACUAAGCCUUAACUUCCUGACUGAUGUCUUGAGAUGUUGCUUCAAUAUAUUCACAUAAUUUUCCCUCAUGAUGCCUACUAUUUUGUGAAGUGCACAAGUCCCUCCUGCAGCAAAGCACCCCCACAACAUGUUGCUGCCACCCCCGUGCUUCAGGGUUGGUGUUCUCCGGCUUGCAAGCCUAAUUUUUCCUUCAAACAUAACGAUGGUCAAUAUGGCCAAACAGUUCUAUUUUUGUUUAAUCAGAUCAGAGGACAUUUCUCCAAAAGGUACGAUCUUUGUCCCGAUGUGCAACUGCAAACCAGUCUGGCUUUUUUAUGUCAGUUUUGGAGCAGCGGCUUCUUCCUUGCUGAGCAGCCUUUCAGGUAAUGUCGAUAUUGGACUCGUUUUUACUGUGGAUAUAUACUUUGUACCCGUUUCCACCAGCAUCUUCACAAGGUCCUUUGCUGCUGUUCUGGAAUUUAUUUGCACUUUUCUUCACAUCAAAAUACAUUCUCUAGGAGACAGAAAGCAUCUCCUUCCUGAGUGAUAUGAUGGCUGCGUGUUCCCAUGGUGUUUAUACUUGCGUACUAUUGUUUGUACAGAUGAACGUGGUACCUUCGGGCAUUUGGAAUUUUCUCCCAAGGAUGAAUCAGACUUGGAGGUCAACAUUUAUUCCCCCCCCCCCGAGGUUUGGCAGAUUUCAUUUGAUUCUCCCAUGUCAAGCAUAGAGGCACGGAGUUUGAAGGUAUGCCUUAAUACAUUUACAGGUACACCUCCAAUUGACUCAAAUAUGAAUUAGCCUUUCAGAAGCUUAAGCCACAAUUUUCUGGAAUUUUCCAAGCUUUUUAAAGGCAGUCAAUUUAGUGUAUGUAAAUGACCCACUGGAAUUGAUAGAUUAUUUCACCGUCUAAACAAUAUUGAAAAAUUCCUUGCGUCAUGCAAAGUCCUAACCGACUUGCCAAAAGUACAGUUAAAAAAAAUGGAGGGGUUGAAAAACCAGUUAAUGACUCCGACCUAGGUGUAUGCAAACUGACGAAUUCAACUGACCAGAUACCCAUCUGUAUUUCCAGUCUUGUGGAAGCUGUAGAUUAGGGCCUAACAAAAUCCACAAGACAGAUUCUCAUAACUCAGUAGAAUCUUUGAAUUUGUUACAUUUAUAUUUUUGUUCAGCGUAGAUCCAAAUUGCUGCUUAUAAAUAGGUAGUCCACCUGGAUGGACGCUGAUAAAGUCCUAGUUCCUAGGGCCAGAAUAUGUCAACUCUGGUGUAUGGCAAAGACUAGUUUGAGAAUUAAUUUUUUAUUUCACCAACACCAUUGCCAAAUGUGCUUAUUGUACAAAUGUUAAGCUAAUGGGGACACAAAAAGCUUCAACUGUUGUAUUUUGAUGGAUCGGGCAAUUGUCAAAGAAUUCAAAAUGAUC